This is a messenger RNA of Dreissena polymorpha, 1592 nucleotides long. RefSeq lists its product as uncharacterized. NCBI's taxonomy places the organism in Eukaryota, Metazoa, Mollusca, Bivalvia, Myida, Dreissenidae. The coding region runs from base 212 to 1159 and encodes 315 amino acids. The transcript is spliced from 5 exons. The record is from RefSeq and is a predicted model, not a curated record.
UAAAAGUAGUUUUGGUUUCGAUUUCAUAUUUGUAUCAAAGACUGAUUUUAAUCAAAUAAAAUCGAAAUUUAAUAUAUUGGUAUCGUAAUUUGGACUGGAUAUAAGGAUUAUUUAUAUUGAAUUUAAAUCUGGAAUAUUUUUCAUCUGAAUUGAUUUCAAUAUAUAUGCUCCUGACAUUUAAAUCUAUUUGUUAAAGCAUGUAUGUGUAAUUAUGGCGUCCGGUGGAAAUAAUGCAAAGGCGAUUAUAUUUUAUGACAGUGAAGGCGCAAACGAAACGUCUAAAACAGAGGUAGACAAAUUGAGGUUCUUCAUUGAAAAGAAUGGUGGAUACACAUGUCAAACUGACCAUGAAAUAAGAAUACCUGGAACCGAAGUUAUGAAUAACAUUCACAAUUCAAUUAAUCGUUAUGACAGAAUAAUAAUUCUUAUAACAGAUCAAUCUGCUUCGAAAGGAUGGUUCACAUUUGCAGUUUUGUCUGCCUUAGAAAACAUUAUUGUGGAAAAUCACAUGAGACUUUUGGUCGCAUACAAAGGAAAUCGACGUGAAGAUGUUGGGUUUCUGAAAACCGGAUUGCUGUCGUUGACGCCCAAGACGUUUGUCGACCUCACUGAAUGGCAGGGAUAUGAAAGGCUUCUCAAACAACUGAAAACUCCAGUGUGUCUGGACGAAGAAUUACCAGCUGGAAACUUGCAUCUUGGCUUGGUCCAUUCCCACAUAUCCGGUUACAUGUGCUAUGUUGCUGAAGAGUUUGCAAAGAACAAGAAUUGGUCGGAGAAAUGCGCUGAUUACAGAAAACAACAUAAACUACUGAUUGGGAAAUUUCUGCUGGUUGUACCAAAAACAUGCACUGUCCCACAGCAGCUUCCAUCAAAUUCAGCAGCAGACAUCGUUAUUUCGAAUGUGGAGAAUGUCAAGUUUGAGAGAAAUCACGCCGGUAAAACCAGAGGAUAUGUCGUUACAAUCUACCAGAUAAAGCACGUGAACAACGAGGUGUACGUUUGUGCCCAGGUACCAACAGUGCUGACGGCCAUACCACAUCUUGCAAAGCAACACAUUGGAACCAUAAAUAUUGCUCUCGAGCACCAGCGGUUUUGUCAAGCAUAUCAGCAGAUUAUCGAUGCGAAUGGAUGGGCUGACUUCUUGGAAAUAAUCCAAUGAGAAGAUGAAAACGAUAUUCCGGUCGCGUUGUGUAAGGCCGCUACGACAAACGCUAACAAAUCGGCUGAGAGAGGAACAGCUCAACAAACAGCUGGAGUUAUCUCCGAUGUUAAAAAGGUAAGUGCAAUAAAAGGUAGCCAACUAGCAAAUUCAAAUGUUUCAUCACAGAUGUAUUUUCUGUGUAUUUUGCUUAAUAAGCCAAAAGUUUUAUUAUUUACCAAGACUUAAUAUGUGUACAUAUAAGUCAUGGGUAUAUGUUGGUACACAUAGACAUAAUAUUCAAUAAUGUCACUUUAAAAAGAAUUUCAUUUUACAGUAGGAGUUCGGACGAUAACCUCGUUUUUCCAUAAUAAGAACGACUAAAAUGUUCGUUUGCAAUUAGAUAACAAAAACAAGAGCAAUGCCUACAUGGACUUCGCUACAUUCCUAAAGC